AUGGCCCCCCGCUGCUUCAUCAUCCGCCACGGCGAAACAGAAUGGUCCCUAAACGGCCGCCACACAGGCACAACUGACCUCCCGCUAACAGCCAACGGCGAAAAACGCAUUAAGGCAACGGGCAAAGCCCUGGUCGGCAACGACCGACUAAUCGUGCCGAAGAACCUUGUUCACGUCUACGUCUCCCCCCGCACCCGCGCCCAACGAACCCUCGAACUCCUCGAACUUGGCUGCCGCGAACGACUCCCCUGGAACGCGGCCCGGAAAGCCGAAGACGAAGAGCCCAUUCGCACCGAGGCCAAGGUGCAGGUUACGGAGGCGGUGCGCGAGUGGGAUUAUGGUGAUUACGAGGGGUUGACGAGUAAGCAGAUUCGGGAGGAACGGGCGGAGAAGGGAUUGAAGUCUUGGAAUAUUUGGACAGAUGGGUGUCCUGGUGGAGAAUCCCCCGAAGACAUCGUAGCCCGCCUCGACGCGCUAAUCGCCGAAAUCAAAGAGAAAUUCCACAAUCCCGUGCUGCAGGACGGCAACGCAAAGGGCGACGUGCUGGUCGUUGCACACGGGCAUAUCCUCCGCGCAUUCGCGAUGCGGUGGAUAGGGAAGCCGCUGACGGAGACGUCGCUGAUUCUUGACGCUGGUGGUGUUGGAACAUUGAGUUAUGAGCACCAUAACAUCGACGAGCCGGCAAUUAUCCUCGGCGGUGGAUUCGUCGUCGAAUAG
Molecule: messenger RNA, 717 nt
Organism: Penicillium argentinense
Lineage: Eukaryota; Fungi; Ascomycota; Eurotiomycetes; Eurotiales; Aspergillaceae
Product: histidine phosphatase family protein
Exons: 4
Coding region: 1-717 (238 amino acids)
Biological process (GO): ribose phosphate biosynthetic process
Molecular function (GO): sedoheptulose-bisphosphatase activity
Source: RefSeq, a predicted model, not a curated record